AUGUUUGAUGCACAGGCUGCAAGGUACUUGGAACAGCACGAGAAUGAUGAGGCACCGCUCACGGAUGAGGCACUUGAGGUGCACGUGCUUACAGAAGAAGGUGUUGCAGCACUUGAUCAGACCGCGACGGCAGGUAGAGUCACUUUCAGUCGGAAGUUGCAUUAUCUGCUUGCGAACUUGACGUCAGAGUCGGCAUUGCUUGUGGUUCGUCAGAACUACGACUCGAAUGGGUUUGAGACUUGGCGUCGACUUGUCAAGAAGUUUGCGUUGCCAGAUGCUGCGAGGCAUGUUUCACUUCUGACGCAGUUGCUUGACUUUCGGUUUGGGUCGCAUACGUUCGAGCAGGAUUUCAACACUUGGGAGACGAUCAAGACAAAGUAUGAGCGACAGACCGGUGCUGACUUGCCUGACAGCGUGCUUGUCGCUACGUUGUUGAAUAAGACUUCCGGUGCGCUCCAGCAGCACUUGAGGUUGAAUGCUCGGACCUUGACGACUUACGAAGACAUCAAAGCCACGAUAGUCGAGUACUAUCAGUCCAGGCACUUGAUCAUGAGCAACUCGUCUUCGUCGAAUCAAGGCCCAGCACCAAUGGACAUUGGAGGACAUGUUUCGGCAAAUUGUCCACUUGGUCGUGUGAGUGCGGUUGAUGAGAAUGCCACUUUGGAUGGCUCGUUUGAAGAUUGGUCAGUCGAUGACACUUGGCAAGUUGGUGACUUUGAGGAAGAAUGGUGGAGCGAUGACUUAGUCGCAGCGGUAGGACUUGGUUGGAGUGAUGAGGAAUGGUGGCCUGCAUGGGACGAUGGUUGGUCGUCCACUUGGAGUGAUUGGAACGACGACACUUGGAGUGUCGUGUCGCCACCACCUGCUGUUGAGAAGGCUACUUCAGCCCCGCCAUCGCAUGCUGCGGAGCCGAAGGCAACUUCGGGUGCCCCAGUGAGUGCUGUCACUUUGGGAACGCCGCCUGCGAGACUUUCCUCCGCGGCGAAGCCCAAGGCGACACCCAAGGCUACUUCGAAGGCCUCUGGACUUGCCAUUGCGGCAAUUACACUUGGGAGCAUGUUUGCUGGUACGCAGUCGUGUUUCGUUUCGCCAACUUGUGAUGCAUCGCUUGAUUGCAUGUUGAGUGGAAGCAUUGUGUUUGAUGGCUUUGGUCGCUCACUUGGUGCACGAAGUGAUGUGGCCACUUGGCAGUUGUCCCCUGUGUGCGACUUGCCGUUGAAGAAUGAAGCGAAUCAAACUUCGCUCUCGAAUCCGACUUCGUUGUCCGAUUGGGGUUUGGAGCACUUGAGUUCCACCUUCUAUGACCCCUACUUGGCCGAGCAUGAGGUUGCUGUUGCAUCAGUUGAGACAGGACUUGAGACUUGGAUCCUGUUUGAUUCCGGUGCUGCAGCAAAUUGCUGUCCCCCGGACUUUGCUCCGGACUUCCCGUUGUUGAAACUUGAAGAACGAGCACCUCCGCUUAAGAGCAUUUCAGGCCAGACUUUGCAGAUCUAUGGUCGAAAGCUUGUUGCCUUUGAGUUGGAUGGUCAGCGACUUUGGUUGAACUUUUAUGUGUGCGAUGUACCGUACAGUGUGAUUUCAGUCGCUAGACUUUUGCAGCAAGGAUGCAAGGCAGUGUUGACAUCUGAGGGAUCUCAGCUUGAAGGUCCCACGGGUGCAACUUUUCCUGUCACAAGACAUGGUUCACUUCUGUUCUUGUGUCCGACGCUUGCUGAAUUUGAUCCGAAUGAGUAUGCAGACUUCAGCAAAGGAUUCCAUGAACAGUUCGCAGUGAGACCUCCUCCUGGACUUGUUGCGCCGACCCUUAAGCCCACGUACUACCACGCGGACAGUUGGGUACUUGAUGAGGCCAACGCAACCUUGACGAGGCUUCACAAGCGUGGUCGAGCAACUUUGUUUUCUCCCGAAGGAACCAAGGAUCGGCCGGUUGAGUUGAAAGACUUGACAGGUGAACGUGUGACAGUCAUGAACUUUAAAGAUGGUUCGUCUAAAACCUUGAAUGAUGAUUGGCGAAAAAGUGAUGAUCCCCGAGCAAAGCAGGAUAAGUACUUCAAGGGCAAAACCGUCUUCAAACUUGCUUCGAAACCAACAGGUAGGAGACUUGUAGGCAAGCAGUCAACUUUGCCCCGUCCUGAAGUUCAUGUUGAAAUGCCACCGCCUGUCCCAAGUUCUAGGACUUCAACCCAGAAACUUAGUCCAGAAGUUGUCCUGCGAGAUCAUGGUGAAUAUGCUGAUACUUUCCGAAAGCGAGUGUUUGACUUGGUGGCGGAUGAAGCAGUUGAUCCCAUGAAAGGUCUUGAGAACUUUGUGAAGAGAUCACUUGAUGAUGUGGAUCCACAGACCAAUGAGGCCUACACCCACGACACUUGGGUGCAGUUGCCAACCAUGUGGAUUAGACUUCACCGUCAGCCACGAAAGAACUUGUUCGUGCCUUCAGAGCGUUCCGAAGGCGGUCCGAACUUGAGCGAGUUAAGCAAAGCACGGGUUACAAUACAACUUGACGAUCAUGGGAGCAUGAAGGUUGAUGAAGACGAUUGGACACUUGAAGGUGCAGAUCGUGACGUUGUUGAACCCUUUGCUUGUGGUGGUGCGACUUGCUUUGAGAAGCGUGACUUGUAUGUCAAGGAGAUUCCCGAGGUGGCCGAACCUGACUUGUUUGAGACAUCGGCCCGGCGACCGAGAGGACUUCCUGCGCCCUCGGAGCCGACGCUCACGGAGCGUAAAGAGCAUGAACUUACGCACCUGCCUUUUCGUUCUUGGUGCCCGAUUUGCGUCCGUGCAAAGAGCAAACAGAACCACAGCAGGACUUUGAAAACGAAGCAGCCGGUCGUUCAACUUGACUACUGCUUCCUUGGAGAUAAUCCUGAAGAGCCCCAGGUUACUCUCCUCACCGCUGUGGACUUGCUGUCGGGCAUGGGACUUUCGUGCGUUGUUCCAGCCAAAGGCCGCUCUGUCUAUGCUCAGGCAGAACUUCGGAGAUACAUCCUUGAAAUCGGGCGCACUUUUGGCAUCUUGCAAAUCGACCCCGAACCCUCACUUAAGGCUUUGGUUGCUGAGUUCACUUCGGAGGUAGGCGGACUUUCGGUUCGUCAUUCCCCAACAGGUUGGAAGCAAGCCCAAGGAGCAGUUGGAGUGCUUCAGUCUAACUUGUAUGCCCAAAUACGCACCCUCAAGCUUGACUUAGAGGGAAGGUAUUCUGGGUUCACCUUGCAGAAAACCCAUCCGUUGUUCACUUGGCUUGUAAAGCAUGCGCAGUGGUUGAUGAACCGAUAUGCUCACAAAAGUGACGGACUUACUUCCUUCGAGAAGCGCUGGGGAAAGCCGUAUAACGGCGCACUUUGUCGAUUUGCGGAGGUUGUUCACUUUCGCAAAAUUGGCAAAUUUCCCAAAUCGGACGCGGCUUGGGAAGAAGGACUUUGGCUCGGAAGAGACACAGAGUCCAACCAGCACUUCGUUGGGACACCCCAGGGUGUGAUAAAGAUCCGUUCACUUCGGCGUAGACCGCCGUCUGAGCAGCUCGACUUGGCACUUGUGCAGUCCCUGAAGGCAACGCCCUGGGACCCUAGAGGCACAAAAGUUGAGACAGAUCACUUUGUCUUUCCACCGCAGCAGCCGAGACCUGGAGAGAACUUGGUUGAGCCACCAGACGAUCCGGAUGCCAUUCCGGAAAACUUAGGAAAUGCUGGUGACCUGGCGCAAGAACUUGAGCAAGACAUGUUGCGUGAGCUUCAGUCGACUUCGGAAACCCGCGCGGCCGCCGACUUGCCAGUGCCUGAGGGACCGAUGGAUGCUGAAGAACUUGCAGAGAGGCAGGACAAGCGCAGUCAUGAGGAACCUACUUCCUCCGCUGAAAGAGCUUCCUCUGAGCCUGCGACUUCGCGAAGGCGCGUAGGCGUCACGACGGAGCGCAAGCGCGACACUUCAGAGGUCCCUGAAGCAGCGACGAAAGUGCAGCGCAUUUCGUCACUUGUCCGCUCGCCUGACCAGCAGAUGCGAAUUUUCGACUUGAGAAUUUCUGCCGUCACCACGAAGCAGGAACUUGAGGUUCCUGUGUGCGUCAACCAAGAUGAAACAGAGAUCUCACUUGCUGAGCGUUUGAGCAAUCCCUUGUUCUGGCAGUCGCCUGAAUUCACUUACGAAGAAGAAAAAGCUGGCAUGAACAAGGAAAUGAAAAGCAUGAUCGACUUCGACGUCUUCACGGAGCAGAAAAUGUCAGACCUGACGCCAGAGCAACUUGCGACUGUAAUAUCCACAAAGUGGGUUAAAGUUCGCAAAGGCGAUGGCACUUGUCGAUGUCGACUUGUUGUCCGUGGUUAUGACCAGCUCAUUGAUGAUCCGGAUGACACUUAUGCGUCUACGCCCAGCUUGUUGACGUUGAAGACCUUGUUGACUUUGGCGGUAGCGCGUGGUUGGCACAUCACUUUGGCAGACAUCUCCACGGCGUUCUUGCAUGCGUUGGUGGAAGGCGAUGUUUGGGUACUUCCUCCUGUAGAGUAUUACCCCGAAGGGGGUGUGGUUUGGAAACUUAAGCGUGCGCUUUACGGCUUGAAAAAUGCUCCUGCGCUGUGGCAGACCCACUUGGCAGCUACACUUGAGGCGCAAGGUUUCCAGCGCAUGAAGAGUGAUCCGAACCUUUACUUUCAUGCAGGUCGGAAGGUUUAUGUGUUGUGCUACGUUGACGACUUGAUGUUGUUCGGCGCAAAGAAGGACGUUGAUGCCAUUGUAGCUUCACUUCAGAAAGAGUUGCUCCUGCGUAUAACCGGUGAGCUUGUCGAGGGUUCAGAGGCUACUUUCCUUGGCAGAAAGAUGCGUCGCACGCCGACUUCCGUUGAGAUGUACAUGUCCGCGACUUACGUUGAAGGUAUGCUUGCUGAGGCUGGGAUGUCCACUUGUAAACCGGCUCCGUCUCCUGGCACGGAUGCGUUGAAGAAGGUUUCCGAGACUGCGGAAGCACUUAAUCCUGAGGAGCAUAAACGGUAUCGCAAACUUGUCGGUCAGCUCUUGUGGAUGUGCAACUUGCGCAUGGACAUCAUGUAUGCCGUGAAAGAGUUGUCGCGUGGACUUGCGUCUCCUACGACGGAUCAUUGGGCAAAGUUAAAGCACUUGCUUCGGUAUCUUGCAGGUACCAAGGAGUAUGUCCAAGAACUUCGCCCGAACAUCCGGUUGUCUGAGAAGCAUUCCUCUCUUGAUGUUCACACUUACGUUGAUUCUGACUGGGCUGGUGAUCCUGAUACACGGCGUUCCACUUCCGGAGUUGCGACUUACCUGCUUGGCGUUAACUUGCAGUCGCACUCCAGGACGCAGCAAACGAUUGCACUCUCCUCUGGAGAGGCUGAACUUUACGCAAUCGGCGGUGGAGCUGCGGACGCGCUGUUUCUCAGAUCACUUCUCUUGGAAUCUCGCUUGAUCCCAAAGGUGCACUUGUUCUUGCAUACCGAUAGCACGGCUGGUAAGUCGAUGGCAUCGCGCUAUGGCACUUCGCGUAAAACGCGUCACGUUCAGUUAAGACACUUGUACGUUCAAGAGCUUGUAACUUCAGGUAUGGUCAUCAUCCGCAAAGUACUUGGUACCCUGAACAGUGCUGAUGUACUUACGAAGUACGUGUCUAAAGAAACUUUGGCAAGGCAUGUGGGCACUUUGGGCUUGAGGCCCAGAGACGCCAUGUAG
Molecule: messenger RNA, 5667 nt
Organism: Symbiodinium natans
Lineage: Eukaryota; Dinophyceae; Suessiales; Symbiodiniaceae
Source: the annotation of a GenBank genome assembly